This is a messenger RNA of Ochlerotatus camptorhynchus, 7718 nucleotides long. RefSeq names its product Ubr3 ubiquitin ligase (gene Ubr3). The record is from RefSeq and is a predicted model, not a curated record. The coding region runs from base 1286 to 7708 and encodes 2140 amino acids. Gene Ontology annotation, molecular function: ubiquitin protein ligase activity; zinc ion binding. Gene Ontology annotation, biological process: ubiquitin-dependent protein catabolic process via the N-end rule pathway; protein ubiquitination. Lineage: Eukaryota; Metazoa; Arthropoda; Insecta; Diptera; Culicidae. Gene Ontology annotation, cellular component: cytoplasm; ubiquitin ligase complex. The transcript has 12 exons.
UUCAACCGAAACGCUUUGCUUUGCUCGACGCGGUCGCGAAAUUUCUGUGUAGUGUGUCAGUCAGCGGUUUUUUCCUCUCAAGUUGCGCAUCCGAAAAAGAGGCUCUUCAGCCGAAAAAACCAGUAACGACGGUCAUCAUCAAUUAGCAGAAAUCGAACCGGUCAUCGGCGGUCUCCGGUUGAAUCGAAAUUCUGCGGAUUAUUGGAAGAAUCGAAUUUUCAGUCAGUGACGUGAAAGAAGAAACCCUUGCGUGUUGAGAAUUUUUACGUGAAAUCGAAUCGGGAAGACGAAGAAGAGGGAUUUUGCUCUCUCACUCGUUCCGAGAGUGUGUUCUCAAGGUCUCCGAAUUUUCAGGUGUGUGGAAGCCAUUUUUGACAGAAAAUGGCAUUUUCCGUACGUGGUCGGCUCCGGGGAGAAGUUUUCCUUGCCUAAGGAAGGAGGAAAAUCGUUCCAGAACGGUUCGGAAAAGCCAGUGAGUUGCUGCGGCAGCGGCGGCGGAUGAUUGAACAUCAGAAGAAGAAGAGAUCGAUUGAAGAGAAGGACUGUCCGAAGCAAAGAGGCGAAUAAAGAAGAACAGCAGAAAUUGGAUUUUCGUCCUCGUCCGACGUCGGUGAACAAACAAGUGUGUGUUGGGAAUAAGGUUUUUUUUUUUCUUCGAUCGGUCGUUCUAUUUUUCUCUCGCUGCUAGACGAUGGUCAAAAAUUGCGUGAGAGUGUAUUGGUGAUUCACACGGCUGGCUGGCUGGUGAAGAAGAAAAUACCUUUGAAGUGUCGUGGUGACCCGAGCAGAAGAUAGUGGAUUAUUUAUCGGUGGUGAACGAUUGUUGCAGUUUUCUUCUCUGGAAUACUCGUGAGGAGGAUUGGGAAGGAAGCGACUGGAAAAGAUAAUCCCAUAUUUUACAAUCGACUACGAAAAUAGUAAGAAGAAGAAGAAGAAACUGUGGUGUUACACAUGUAAACGUGAGGAACGUCGUCGUGACCCAUGCGAAAUCAUGCGAAAGGUGAAGAAAAUAGAUCGCCAUGGCUUACCGGUCCUUGCCACCGGUGGCCAGCUUGCUGCAAGUGAUGAAGCUUUGAUCCGGAUCGGAGUCUAGAUCGGUAUCGUUAACUGUGAAGAAAGUCGCUAGUUAAGAAGUUAACAAGAGAGUGACGGCGUGUAUUACGUGCGAAACGUGACACUGUCUGUUGCAAAUUGAUAGGAAGAAAAAUUAAUCAAGAAGUGAUCUUCUUGUUGGUGAAGUUUCAAACGCUCUCAGAAAGCGAUAUAAAUUGAAAAUCGAAGAAAAAUGGAUCCGUUCUACGCGGCAUCGUCGUCACCGUCCUCGUCGAGAACGAGCACUGGCGGUGGUGGUGCUGGUGGUGGUGGUCGAAGACCAUCAUCCUCCGGUGAUCAUAGCAGUUCCAGUACCAGCAGCAGCACCAGUGGCGUUAUCACCCUGGAUCGGCUCAAGGAGAAGGGCAAGAAGUUGGCAUCGGCUCACGUGCAGCGAGAAUUGGCAGUCACGGGGCAUUCGGAAUCCCUGGAACUGUUGUUGGAUGAGUUUCUAUCGCCGAUACGACCAAUUGCCGACUCGGACAAUAUCGAGUGGUGCAAGUGGCUUAUUGCCGGUGGCCGAACGCCCGGCGAGUUUGCCUCCAUAGUUCGCGGCUACGACAAUCAUGCCAAGUGCGGUCUGGUCUGGAUUCCGCACGUCGUGGCCUACCGGUGUCGGACGUGCGGCAUCUCGCCAUGCAUGUCCAUCUGUCGGGAUUGCUUCAAGCGGGGCAACCACACGGAUCACGAUUUCAACAUGUUCCUCUCGUUGGCCGGAGGGGCGUGCGAUUGCGGCGACACCUCAGUGAUGAAGGCGGAAGGUUUCUGCAGCGAUCAUGGGAUCAACAACUGUCAGAACAAAUCACCCGUCCCGGACGACCUAAUGGUGGUGGCGGAAGCCAUGAUGCCACGAUUACUGCUGCGGCUGCUGCUGCACUUCCGGGACAACAAUGCCAAAAACCACAACUCGACGAUUUACAGCCGAACGGCCAAGUACUGUGAUGACUACUGUAGCAUGUUGAUGGAGUUCAACAACAUGGGCGAACUGAUGCGGCGGGUUAUGACCAAAUCGCUGAUCGACGAGCGGACGUACAGAAAACUAGUGGAACCACCGUUUCCGCAGAAUUCCUACGGAAAUUUUCUGGAAUACGGCCGCCGGAAGUACGAGGAAGCGGUGCGGUUUUUUCCCUCGCCAGAACCGCCUGACGAGUACAAACACCUACCGGCAUUGGGCCAAACGAUCGUUCACAAAACCCUGUUGGAGGAGUUCAUUUUUUGGACGUUCAAGUACGAGUUCCCGCAGAACAUCGUGUGCUUCCUGUUGAAUAUGCUUCCCGAUCAGGAUUAUAAGGAACACCUAACGCGAACCUUUGUCAUGCACUACUGCCGGAUACCGAGCGUGCUGGAGAUGUCCAACGAUCCGGACACGCUCAGCAAUCGGGUGGUGCACAUGAGCGUGCAGCUGUUCUCCAACGAGAGCCUGGCGCUGAAGAUGGUCGAAGAGCUCAGCCUGCUGCACGUCAUGAUCAUCAGUUUGAAGCAGAUGAUGUCGAAGAUCUUGAUCCCAAACACGCUGCACGCAAUUCUAGAUCCGGCCAGAAACUUCCACUACGUGAUCGACUGUGCCAAGCGGGUGAUGAAGGACCACUGCUACUGGCCGCUGGCAUCGGAUUUCAACAAUGUGCUCUCGCACGAAUCGGUGGCGCUGGUGUUCCUCAAGGACGAUAACCUGAUCGAUAUGUGGUUCCAGUUUCUGUCGAUGUUGCAAGGAAUGAACGUCAACAUCCGCGAAACGGGCAGCCACGUGGAGUUCGAACCAAGUUCCUACUAUGCCGCCUUCAGCUGCGAGCUGGAAGCCAGUGCCUAUCCGAUGUGGUCCAUUAUCUCGCACCUGAAGGAACCCUCGCACGCUCCGCUGGCCAAGAAGAUUAUGGCCUUCUGUGUCAACUACCUGCAGGAUUGGUUGGAUGCCGUGAACUUCUACCAACAUCCCAAGUUUAAUAAGGAGGAACUGUACCGAGCUUCGUUUCACUACCCGCUGCAUCGCUACCUGGCGGCGUUCAUCUGUCAGGGCGUGAAAAAGAUGGGCAUGUCCCUGAACGAUAUCCUCCCGUCGGCCGAUCUGUUGCCCAAGCUGAUGAUGCAUCCACUGCGAGUACAGAGCCUCUUCUACGAAAUCCUGUCCGGCAUCUGGGUGCGCAACGGGCUCCAGAUCAAGGGCCAGGCGAUGACCUACCUGCAGGCCAACUUCUGCAACUCGAUGGUCGACAUGGAUCUGUUCUUCCUGCAAAUCUGUGCCACGCAACUGCCGGCCAAUAUGUUCCUCUCCGAUUGCAUCUCGAUCUUCGGCGUGACGGAGUGGCUGGGCAUGGGUGUGCUCAGUGCCUCGCAGGAGAUGGAACAGGACUCGAUGCUGGAGGGUCUGCUGACGUUCCUGGCGACGUUGAUCACCUCCCGGGUCAACCUGGGCAACGACGAAACGACGCAGUGUAUCAUUGAGAUUAGCGCCCUGCUGGCCACCGGGGACAAGACGCACAGCCAGCUGCUGGAGCUGAUGCCGGAGCGGAGUCUGAAUGCGCAUACGAGAAAUUUCGAACGCUUCCUGAAGGAUCUCUCGGUGUACCGAUCGCCACCGGUCAACUCGGAGAACUUAGAACAGGGUUUGUUCAUGCCGGUGGGCGUGGUUUGGGAGAAGUAUUACGAUCCGUUGCAUGUGUUGCUGCGGGCGGUGCACAGGAGGGAUUUCCAGAACUCGAUGGAUAGGUUUAGUGGAUACGUUAAAAGUGAGGCCAAGAUGCCAAAAAGCGGGAGCUUGUGGCCUCCCUUCCGGUUGCCGAGUUCGUGUGGGAAGGUUUACACCGAUCCGAGAAGUAUUCUAAGUUCCCGCGUGCUACAUGCGACGAUACUGGCGAUCUUCUACCGGGCUGUGCAUACCCAUAGCGUAUCGGAGCACAUGAUGGCAUUGGCGGUGUUUCUUCUGGAGAUGGCUGUGAGCAACUGUGAGACUAAUAAGGACUGUGGGAACGAGUUGGAGCGGGGGGUUCCAUCGGGGACUGGGAACGGGCGGCGACCGUCCGAUGAAAGUGGGGAAACGGUUCCGGAGCUGUUGAAUUGCUAUCCGAGCAAUUGUUUGACUGAUAAUCUAAAGAUGACGAUCAAACGGAUAUCGUUGAUACCCGGAGAGCCGCAGGUCAUGCCGGCAAACUAUCAGAAUCAGAGCGCAGGAACGCCUACGUUUGAUAGCGACGUGGAAUGGGAACUAUCCGAGAGCGAAACCCUGCCAAUGUUGGUGGGCAGUGUUGAUAACGAAUAUGGGACGCAUUUGAACAGCGGUGGAGAGGUAGCCAUUCCUCAAGAUCUGUCCAUGGUACGAGGAAGCUCCCUUGCUAGACGAAUGGACGAAGAAGACGAUGACGACAUGGCUCAUAUGAUCGUAGAUCAUUCACUACCAUCGAUCAAUCUGAGACAGGCACUAACUCUGCCCGAGUACCAUAAUAACAAUAACGAAAGUAAUGACGCAGAUAUGCAUUCGGUCCUUCCUCCUCUUCUCCCGGCGCUUACUUCGUCCAGCUCCGGGACGGUGGCGGUACCUCGCGUGACGAGUGAGAUCUACAACGAGAGCAGUAUGGAGUUGGUAAUUCGACAUGACUUCCCCGUAGCUACCAGCCACAUAGCGGCUAUCAGCGAAGGAAACCGAACGACAACGCCGGACACGACCAUGUUUUCGUCCUCGGUGCCCUCCAAUACAGGGCUACUGCUUCCUUUCAAUCGUGUUCAACCGGUUACAGUUCCUAGUAGACCACAGUUACCGGCACCACCGGGCCAUGCUAGUACAGUGGUCAACGCAAUUAGCGCCUCAUCCACCAAUGCAGGUGGAGCAAGUUCCCAAUUAGUCCACCAGCUGGGCGGUGGUCGUCCUCGACAUAAACGCCGAAAUAUCGAAGCCUCCGGAGAUCCCAGCCACGAACCGGACACCAUACUGAUCGAGGAAAGCAUCCUUUCGCUCCUCCUGAAGCUGCACUCGCAGCUGAGUGGAGCGCUGGAUAGUUUUUCACUGGAAGACGAAACUUCCGAGGACGAGGACGAACGAAUGGAUCAGGAUGACGACUCCUGCUCAUCUAGUCAACAGCAGAGGAUCAAAGUUUCCGAAUCGCGAAUCGGAGACGGACCAUACUUCAUAGGCAACUUGUUGCGGAAGAUCGCACGAUUGGAUGCGAGCUGUGGUAGGAAGAUCAACGAAAUCCGCCAUGCACUGUGGCCGAACCAAAGAGAACGACAGGCGGAGCAGAAAGCACGCGAGGCUAAGGAACGGGAAGAGCGCAGCAAACGGGCCAAGGAACGACAAAAGAAACUGAUGGAAGAGUUCGCCAACCGACAGAAGGCGUUCAUGGAACAAGCUGCGGCGGCCAAUAUGGAUUGUUUCGAAGGUGACGAAGAGGAGGAAGAAGAGAUGAUCGAGAUGCCAAGGGAAAAGGAGUACGACUGUAUAAUUUGCAACACGACCGGACCGAGUACGGAGUCAAAUCCGAUCGGGUUGGUAGUGUUGGUGGAGUCCAGCAGUAUUGUGGGUCACCGAAGGAAGGAGAACGAUCGUUGUCCUCUGCCAUUGAACGAAGACGACAAGGCAAGAUUGGAACGCAAUGUGAAGAUGUCCAACGAGUUCAACAAGCGAGUGGAUUUGCUGCAGUGGAAGUUUGGAUCAACGUCCUGGUUCCUGUCGCAUAACAUCGGAUGGGAAGGUGGAGUUCACGUACAAUCUUGUGGUCAUCAUGUACACCUGACCUGUCAGGAUUCGUACCUGAAGUCGCUGCACACUUCUGCCAGACCACAGAAUCUCAACGUCGAACGCGGGGAAUUCUUCUGCCCGGUUUGCCGUCAACUGGCCAACUCUGUACUGCCGCUUAGUCCUUGCCUGGACCGACCGACCCCACUGAUUCGAACUCCUUCACCACCGUACGCCAGUCUAGUCAACGAUUUGAUGAACCUUAUCAAGGAAAACAAACGCCCUCCGACGACAACCAAAUUCUACGAGGCCAUGGGUCGAGCCAUGGAGAACAUGACCAGCUGCACGCAGCGGAACAUCAAGAAGCACUCAGUCACCCUGCAUAGUCUGUUUUCGUUUGUGAUUUCAAUCGCUCGCAUCAACCUGGAAUCGGAGGUCAUCCAACGGGGUGGAUCCCUGUGCACUCAGAAGGAUCUUCGCUACAAACCGAAGCGGGACUGUAUUGUGCCGCUGUUGCACGUGCUAUCGCUGCACGUUCGACUUAUGAUCAAUGACGAUUCUCCGAUGCGGUUGAAGGUCGGCGAAGAUUGGCCCGCGUGGCAUUCCUGGGCGAUACUUUGUGGACUGGCACUGGCACGACGACAGGAAGCUGAUGCUGCUGCUACUGCCGCCACUGUUUCAUCGGCAACGGCCACGGCAAGCGCCUUUGAAGCCGCUCUAGGACUUUCAGCAGCAGGACCAGACGUCGAUGAUGGCAAUUCGACGGCAACCACGUCGGCACUCUUCUACAGCGAGGCCAUACCGGCCCUACUGAACGAUCCGUGUGCCUUGAUGCUGAAGUUUAUCCUGCUGGCACCGCUCCACCUGGAUCAAGCAUACUUCACCUGCAUCGUCAAGGUGAUGUACAACCUUCUCUACUACCAAAUCGUACUGCAACUGUGCACCCACCUAACGGACGACCAAUGCGAGCACCUGAUAGAGCAAUACUCCUCCGUCCCGCAAGUGCGCGCAAAGGGUGUCCCGAACAUCGGCGCGGCCAUGGUCUUCAUCCUGGAAAACCUGGAACGCUGUCGGUACAUCCGUUCCGACAGUGUCCUCAUGACGGAUCACUCGGCUUCGAUGAUGGACCAAUGCGAGGGCAAAGCAUCAUCCACCCCGAAUGGUUCUACCUCGUCCUCGUCCGGGGGACAACUGGAUCUAGCCGCCCUGGAGAAACACCUUCAACGUCUAUGUCUGCCAUUCCUCAGGGUUGCUGCGCUGCUACGGCACCACAUAUACCAUCCCGAGAUACCGGAAAUUCCCGGCCCGCAGUGGGAGUUUAGCCGGCUCGUGUACUACCUGGAACUAGUCACCGUCAGUAUGGAUAUGGACAAGUUCAACGCCAGCAAGGCGUUGUGUUUCCUGCCGGGCACGGAACUGUCGCUGCCCAAGUUUUGGUGCGAUCAGUUGCGCGAAAUUCGGCCGACGUACGAAUCGACCCGGUCGCUGAUCGACAACCAGCACAUCGAGUGGAAGCAGCCCCGGCUUCUGGGCCUGCCCCGGGAAUACGAGCGAUUGUUCACGCAUUACCACGAGCAGCCUUGUCCCAAGUGCCACAACGUGCCGAAGGAGAGUUCGAUCUGUUUGCUGUGCGGUGCGAUCGUGUGUCUGAAGCAGGCCUGCUGUAAGGAACAGGAAUGCUGCGAAGCUGUGAGGCAUUCCAUCAGCUGCGGAGGGGGGACGGGUAUUUUCCUGGUGGUGACAUCGACGUACAUCAUCAUCAUCCGAGGUCGGCGGGCCUGCCUGUGGGGUUCGCUGUAUCUGGACGAUUACGACGAGGAGGAUCGAGAUUUGAAACGCGGUAAACCGCUCUACCUGAGCGAGGAUCGUUUCAACCUGCUGGAGUCGCAGUGGCUAUCGCACCGGUUCGCUCACACCAAACACACCUGGGUAUGGCAUCGGGAUUCUCUGUAAAUUGUGAAAA